Molecule: messenger RNA, 2153 nt
Organism: Molossus molossus (Pallas's mastiff bat)
Lineage: Eukaryota; Metazoa; Chordata; Mammalia; Chiroptera; Molossidae
Gene: HDAC8
Product: histone deacetylase 8
Exons: 10
Coding region: 280-1305 (341 amino acids)
Molecular function (GO): histone deacetylase activity
Source: RefSeq, a predicted model, not a curated record
AUCGAUCCUAAUUGGCAGUUAUCUGGGCUUUUAUAUCUGCCUACCUCCCGUUUUUGAACUGUGGUCACUAACUGAAGGGGCUCUGGCCUGGGAAGGCCUAUGCAUGUCUUCAGUUGGAUGGGGAGCGAGGACAGUGACUCUGGCGAUCUGCAAAAUUAGGAGGGAAUGUUGACCGGGUAGCACCGCUGCGGCCGAUCAGAGGAGCAGGAACCGGAGCCCGGGCUGAGUCCGAAAAACGCCGGAUCCGGAUGGUGGCUCCGGAACGGCUGGAAGUGGAAGAUGGAGGAGCCCGAGGAACCUGCGGACAGUGGGCAGUCGCUGCCCCCGGUGUACAUCUACAGUCCCGAGUAUGUCAGCAUGUGCGACUCCCUGGCCAAAGUCCCCAAACGGGCCAGUAUGGUACAUUCUUUGAUUGAAGCAUAUUCACUCCCUAAGCAAAUGAGAAUAGUUAAGCCCAAAGUGGCCUCCAUGGAGGAGAUGGCCACCUUCCACACUGAUGCCUAUCUGCAACAUCUCCAGAAGGUCAGCCAAGAAGGAGAUGACGACCAUCCAGACUCCAUAGAAUAUGGCCUAGGUUAUGACUGCCCAGCUACUGAAGGGAUAUUUGACUACGCAGCAGCUGUGGGAGGGGCUACAAUCACAGCUGCCCAGUGCCUGAUUGAUGGAAUGUGCAAAGUAGCGAUUAACUGGUCUGGAGGGUGGCAUCAUGCAAAGAAAGAUGAAGCAUCUGGUUUUUGUUAUCUCAAUGAUGUUGUCCUGGGAAUAUUACGAUUGCGACGGAAAUUUGACCGUAUUCUCUAUGUGGAUUUGGAUCUGCACCAUGGAGAUGGUGUAGAAGAUGCCUUCAGUUUCACCUCCAAAGUCAUGACGGUGUCCCUGCACAAAUUCUCUCCAGGAUUUUUCCCAGGAACAGGCGAUGUGUCUGAUGUUGGCCUAGGGAAGGGACGGUACUACAGUGUGAAUGUGCCCAUUCAAGAUGGCAUACAGGAUGAGAAGUAUUACCACAUCUAUGAAAGUGUACUAAAGGAGGUAUACAUAGCCUUUAAUCCCAAAGCGGUGGUCUUACAGCUGGGAGCGGAUACAAUAGCUGGGGAUCCCAUGUGCUCCUUUAACAUGACUCCUGUCGGAAUUGGCAGAUGUCUUAAGUACGUCCUUCAGUGGCAAUUGGCAACGCUCAUUUUGGGAGGAGGAGGCUAUAACCUUGCCAACACGGCUCGAUGCUGGACAUACUUGACCGGGGUCAUCCUAGGGAAAACACUAUCCUCUGAGAUCCCAGAUCAUGAGAUGGAAGAAUUGGAUGUAUAACCUAGCCUUUCUCUGGAAACAGUUUAACCCUAGUAGCAACUAUCCAUCCUUUGCAAGAAUUCCAGGAGGAUACCAGCUGUAUCCAUCAUAAAUAGAUGUAUCCAUUAGAAAAUACUAGAUUGCCAAAUGAAGGGAAGGGACUUGGGAAGGCAAGCCCAGCACAAAUAUUAGAAAUGAUUGGUGGUGAGAUUUCAAUCAUAAUUCUCAUUAGAUGCAAAACUAGUGAUGCCAUAAAGCCAGUUGUCAGAGAGUUAGUCCCAGCCCAAGAACUGGGAAGCCAGGUUGGCCAGCCAGGCAUGGAAUAAGGAAGCAAUCCCAGCUGGAAGAAGCAUUGGCCCAUCUGGGAAAGCUGAGAGGAAUGGAGCCUGCCCAUAUGACUGGCCCAGGUGUCUCUACCAUAGGAAAAUCCCAAAGGUAAUAUGGGUUCCCAUAAAAUCAUCAGUGCAUAGCUAAUUUAGUAAAUCAUCCACACCAUGUAAUAAGGCUUAUGGGCUAUUAUAUCUCAGAAUGUUCUGUAAUCUAGUAAUACUACUUGGGUCUUAUGAUCUAAAAUUAGAAUAAGGCAGUUCAUGUACUCAUAUAUACAUAUAUGUAUACGUAUAUACAGAUAUGUCAGCUACAUGUAUAUACCUGAAUCAUCACGUAGGUUUAUAAACAAAAUUUAAUGAAAAAAAAUAUUUACUUAGCCAACCACUUUUGAUGAACUGUUAGAUAAACUAUGCCUCGUUCAUACAAGGGAAUAUAUGUAGCCAUUGAAAAGAAUUAAGUUGAUUUACAUACAAAUAUAUGCUGCUAAUGUAAAAUAGACUUACAGUGCAAUCCGUAGAUUAUACUGAAUCUAGCUUGCU